Rotaria sp. Silwood2 is the source of this 1986-nucleotide messenger RNA. NCBI's taxonomy places the organism in Eukaryota, Metazoa, Rotifera, Eurotatoria, Philodinida, Philodinidae. The record is from the annotation of a GenBank genome assembly.
AUGUUAAUUGACGACGAAGCAGCAUUACGUGAGUGGCUCGUAACAACACUCGAACCAUUAUGUGAUGCCGAACCAAUAGCUCUUGCGCGUUAUGUUCUUGCACUUGUUGCUAAAGAUAAACCAUUAGAUAAACUUCGUGAAAAUUGUAUUGAUCGACUUGAAGUUUUUCUUGAUCGAUCAACAAAAGAUUUUGUUGAUCAAUUAUUUGAUGUUAUACGAAAUCGACGAUAUAUACCUGAAGGAAAAAAAGAAAAUGUUCAACCAAAACCAACCGAAAUAAAUACUGAAACAUCUGGAAUACAACAACAGCAACAACAAAAUGUUCAAUUACCAACAAAACAAGAAGAUAUACAACAAACAGAAUCAAUUCCAGUAUCAACAACAUCUUCAUCUACAUCAAUUAUUCAACCAAUAAAAAGACCAUAUUCUUCUCGUCAUCCAAAUACUAAUAGUGAAAGUCAUAAACGUCAAUCGACAGGUUCACCAUUAGCUAAACGUACUCAACGUUCUUAUUCUCAUUCAUCCACUGAUUCUUCACCUUCGUCAUCAGCAAAAAAUACGAAUUUUUUAUCGAAUAAAAUUCCAUGUAAAGAUUUUUUUGAUAAUAAAGGUUAUUGUGCUCUUGGAGAUUCAUGUCCAUAUGAUCAUGGAUCAAAUGUUUUAACUUUUGAACAACAAAAUUAUUAUCCAUCAUAUCAACAAUAUGAUAUGUCAUCAACAAAUAUUCAUCAACAAUAUAAUCCUGAAAUACCUGAUUUAAAAUAUGAUCUACAUCAAACAUCAUCUAUGAUUAAUAGACAACCAUUACCUAUUGGUCAACGAACACUUGUUACUGUUGUAACUAAUGCAGAACCAUUAACAUCAGAACAAAAAUUACGACAAAAUAAUUCAAAUAGUCCUAUGCAUCGUACAAAACGACAUGUUACUACUGCACUAUAUCCAAUCGAUAGGCGAACACAACAAUAUGAUCAUCAAACGAAUAAAACUAAUCAAGAUAUUAAUCAUAAUCGAGCUCGAAAACGUCCAUGGUCAAAACCUGAUGGAUCUGGAUCGACAUCAGCAACACUUGAAAUACGUAAAAUUCCCAUUGAGUUUAAUACAAUAUCAAAAUUAAAUGAACAUUUUAGUAAAUUUGGUACUGUUACCAAUGUUCAGAUUGCUUUCGAUGGUUCUUUUGACUCGGCACUUGUUGCCUAUGCAACAUUUCAAGAAGCUGAAACAGCAUAUAAAAAUCCCGAACCAUUGUUUAAUAAUCGUUUUAUAAAAAUAUUCUGGCAUAAUGCUAAUAAAGGACAAAACUCAUCAAAUACUACUAAUCCUAAUCCAACCUCAUCGGAUACAACAUCAAUAAAAAAACAAAGAACUACUCCUAAUUCAACAAAACAUCAUUGGAAUAAAACACAAAAAUCAUCAUCAAAUAAAAAUGAUAUACCACCGAAGAAAAAAUCAACAAUAUCACCUGUUCAAUCUAUAAUCAAAAAAGAAGCAGCAAAAAAAGCUGCAAUAGAAAUUCGUCGUAAAAAACAAGGUUUAUUAGAAGAACAAAUUCAGCAACAAAAAUUAUUAUUGAAAAAACUUGAAACAGCUGAAACAAAUGAAGAAAAAGAAUCUAUACUAUCAUUAAUGAAACAAGUUGAUUCAACUGUUGUUAUGCUUAAAGAUUCAUUUCGUACAAUACCAAUUAAAUCAUCAUCAUCAUCAUUAACAACAAAAAUAAGUCAACAAGAUCUACUUAAAAAACGUGAAGAAACAUUAAAAAAACAAAUUGAAAGUCUUCGAGCUAAAACAUCAGCAGAUAUGCGUCGUGCGAUAAGUAAUACAUUAGAAAAUGAAGUCUCCAAUUCAAAUCGAACUAAUGAUCUUGAUGAUGAUGAUGUAGUAAAUCUUCUUAAUGAAGAAGAUCAAUUAUUAAUUGAUAAUGAAAAAACAAAAGAUCAAUCGUAUAAAUUGGAUAAACAUGAUGAAGCACAAUUGCUCGAUUCUUAA